Messenger RNA from Penicillium bovifimosum, 1770 nucleotides. Its product is annotated as Clr5 domain-containing protein. The record is from RefSeq and is a predicted model, not a curated record. Lineage: Eukaryota; Fungi; Ascomycota; Eurotiomycetes; Eurotiales; Aspergillaceae. The transcript has 2 exons. The coding region runs from base 1 to 1770 and encodes 589 amino acids.
AUGGUGUAUGAUUGGUCUGGCAAGCGGGAAAUCUGCUUCCAGAUGUACAUCCAGGAAAAGAAGGCGUUGGAGGAGAUCAUGGAGUAUAUGCGAACUGCCUAUCAGUUCGCGCCGAGCAAACGCGCGUUUCAAACCCAGUUCAAACGCUGGGGGUUCCCCUCGAAGCAGAACCCGGCACACAAGAAUGUUGAUCUCGUCGCGCGAGUCAAACAGCUUUGGGAGCGGAACACAAGCCAGCGGGAUAUGCUUCGCAUAUUGAAUGACGAGGGUUUCGAGAUCAAAGAAAGAGAAUUAAUGCGAGUUCGCGCAAAGAACCGUUGGUUGCUGCGGGUUCCCAACGGGAUGAAAUCACAGUCGAAUAUCGAGGCACGAACUGUUCCCCCGGAGGAUGAGGGGCUCCUUGCCUUACAGCAAGAGGUCUACAAGGUUUCAAGCCCACUGGAUGAUCCAAAUACGCUCCCUACACAGCCCGAUUCCUCCGCUCUUUCGCCAGAGGUCAUCGCAAAACGCCAAGAGCGACUAGACCGCCUGAAGUCGGAAAGUGCUGAACGUUGGGCGACGCGCAAACGACGACGACGUACUCGACGAUGGGGUGGGCUGCCUGCUGACCCUCCGGGGCCUCCACGCUUUCCGUCGGAGACAACUAUUGAUGAGAGCAAACAGUAUCUCAGUCUAGACACUACUAUGUACCGUCAAACUAGGGAUCAUUUCCAGCGCAUCUGUGAAGAAGCGGGCUUCAUAAAGAAAACAGCGGCCGGUCCGGAAAGAUGGCAAGCUGCCAAAGACAAAUUGAUCCAAGAAUCUCCGCACCUCCAACAGGUGUUCAACGCUGAUCCUACUCAACGCGAUGCCAAGGCCCUUGCCCUCGACGUCGUGUGUACCGACGUUACCAAGCGAAUGCGGACUCUAGAGAGACGCAUGACAAUGGCGGAGGCGAAGAAUGCUCUAGGGAUCAAUCCGGAGGAAAGCCGACAGAUUCGCAACGCGUUCUAUGACACCUUGAAGGUGGACCACUUCACAAGCAAGUUAGAGGCCGGCGAUGAACACUGGAGGGAACUCAAAGAGCAUUGGAUCUCAAAUACAGAGCUGCUUCAGCAAAUCCUGGCACCUGGGCCGGCCGACCCGGAGCAUGGCAAUAAAUUGAAGGCGCUAGAAGUCCUCUGUCGCGAUGUCAUGAAAAGACUUCGAGACGACCAAACGAAGCGAGACCCGGCACGCAAAAGGUCCUCUGCACGUUCCGAGUCUCGAACUCAAACCCCGACAGCUUCCUCUAUGGGCAGCAUGCUGAGCAACGAGAUUAGCAAUGGAAUCAGUACCCUUGCCUCUCAGGCGCUGGCCAGUGCACCCAUCACGGCUACUGAAAUUGGCGAUAUGCAGAUUGACCCUUCGCUGCUCCAGGCUGCCAAUGAUCCAUCUUUCUCAACUAAUCCACACCAUGAAAGCAAUGGCUUCGAAUAUGUGGAUCCCAUGCUCAGCUCCGCGCUACUACACACCCCAGUCUGGUUCCAGCUCGGUUCUUCGAGCCAGUCUCAAGAGUCGAUCCCAAAACCUUGGCUAGAAAAACUAGCUACACGGACAAUGGAAGAGCUCCGACAAUUGGUUGGCGCCAGGUAUCCCUAUUCCAUCAUCACCCACAUCGAGGGCAUUGACAGGGAUGAGGAAGGGAAUGAGCUUCGAUUCUCUGUCAAUGAUGAUCACGAACUGGAUGCAUACUUAACCCAUGUCCACGAAAGGAAGGCGUUGCUCAUUUUCACUUUGAGGCAGAUUUGA